GGGGGGCGUGGUUGAGUUGAUGAAAGUGUCAACCUGACUUUUUACUGUGCAUAGUAGUAGCCUACACAAAAAGACACUGACAGCGAGCUACUGACAACUGUUAAAAUUUAUGUGCCAGACAACUGUAUGUUAUUAGGUAAUUGGCAACUAGAUAAAACCUGUAUUUAUACUCAUAACCCAUAUAGAUUAAUAUGGGUCAGCCUAGCAUCUCUAUAUCAAGUAUGAUUCAAUCCCCUGUUGGGUUACUAAGGCCAGGAAUGUGGUUACCUGGAGUUCGAAAUUUUCACUGCCACAAAGAAAGUUGGUUAUGUGAUGCCAGUGAGAAAGACAGAAUAACAGCUGUGUUAGAAAGUUUAAAACGAGUAAAACAAGAUGAUGAUACUGGUUCCUUCUAUGAUAUUCACAAGGUUACUGAUAACUUUAUAAGAAUAUUUGUAUUUACGUUCGCGGAAUGGUUGGAUAUUAUUGAAAUUGAAAUGAAACCCAAUAUAACGCAUGUUACAGCAUUCUCCUCCGGUUUUCUACCAUUGUGUAUUCCAUUUGCCUGUGUUAUCAAUCUGGCCCUUUUUUGGAUACCAUUUUCAGACAUGGGACUAAAUAAACGAAGAGUUGAUGCAUUAAAAGAAAGAAUUAGUCUUCAAAUUCAAGUAACCAAUGUAAAUUAACUGUUACGGACAGGAAAAUCUAACAAUUACCCUGGACCUACUGAUUUAGGAAGCGUUGGACUCAAUGCCUACACUGAUCAAUUUGAAUUUCAGGCAUUUAAGAAAAGAAUGUGAUCACUGAUGGAUUUUUCAGCUUUUAAAAUUUGUUCAUUUUUUAUUCAAAUAUUAUAUAUUUAAAUCAUUAUUUUCAAAAUGUGUAAAUCACUAUUUUCAAAAUAUGUAUAUCAGGGAUCAAAGGCGUAUUUUUUUUCAUCGCAUGAGCCAUGAAGAUUAACAUUGUGUACAAAUUUCAAGUUAAGUGUAGGCCUAUGUAGCCUGGUCUAGUGCAUACAAAAGAUGAUUACAGUCAUCAAGGGCAGCAGUGCUGAAAAUGAUAAUCAAAAAAAAUAGAAAAUCAAUAGGCUGCCUCAUGAAUAUAAACAUUGUGCAUUAAUUUAAAGAUACAUUAUGGGAGAUUAGAUAAAGAGCCGACAGUUCUCGCUAUAAUAGUUAAAAACUAGAUAAUGUAAAGGUAAUUUGUUGAAAAUUUCAGUCAAAUUGAUCCACUAUGAACCGAGAUAUCAGCUUUGGAAAUUUGCGCAUAGCUCGUUCACCUUUCCUAUAGUUAGUACGUUAAAUAGCAUAGUCUUGAUUAUCCAUUGUUUUGAUUUAAUUAUCAAUGAGCGUUAGCAGCAUAUAGGAUUCUAAUCCAGUCGAUAUCGAAGGCUAGCCUUGACAUCGAGAGUUGAUUAUGGUCUUGAUAAGUUAAUUAAUGUCUAAUUAAUAAUUUAGAUAACAUUUUAGGCCUAAAUAAAGACCUGCGAUAGGCAGAUUUAGCUCUUGCAUAAUGCAUGUUUAAUGAUAACUUGAAUUUUUAGAACUUCAAAAGGACAAUACGACAAUAUAUCACAUAUGUGCAUAUAAUCAUUAAAACAUGAUUAUAAAACACUUAAUGAUAUGAAAUGGGGUUUAACAUCCUACUUUUCUGCACCAAAUAAUAAGAUGGGUAUGUGCCAUGCCAUAUGAAAUCUUGGACCUCCUGGCUAGUGAGCCAGCAAAAAAAACACUUUUUUCUACAAGUUGAUCCUAAGCAAUUCUAAGUUCGGCUAUCCACAAUGGACAUCUAAAGUUCACUUGAUUUCAUACCUCCAUCUUUAUUGUCUUAGAAGCGUCUGAUGAUGAAUGAAGGAUACUAAUUUCUGUCUAUGAACAUCAAUAUCAAGAUGGUAUCUAGAAACACAACAUAGUCCAUAAAUCUAAAUAAUAUAGAUGCAUUAUUUUUUUUAAAAAUACUCUUUAUUUAUAUAUUUCAUUGCAGCAAGAUAAACUUCAGAUAAUUUUUAUUUCAUGGUAAUUUUUAUUAUUUUUAAAAAUACUCUUUAUAUUUAUAUUUAAACCCACCAGUUGUGUUUGUAUAAU
Patella vulgata (common limpet) is the source of this 2063-nucleotide messenger RNA. RefSeq lists its product as uncharacterized. NCBI's taxonomy places the organism in Eukaryota, Metazoa, Mollusca, Gastropoda, Patellidae. The coding region runs from base 192 to 665 and encodes 157 amino acids. The transcript is spliced from 6 exons. The record is from RefSeq and is a predicted model, not a curated record.